Penicillium cosmopolitanum is the source of this 2310-nucleotide messenger RNA. Its product is annotated as SPX domain protein. The transcript has 3 exons. Gene Ontology annotation, cellular component: vacuolar transporter chaperone complex; fungal-type vacuole membrane. The coding region runs from base 1 to 2310 and encodes 769 amino acids. The record is from RefSeq and is a predicted model, not a curated record. NCBI's taxonomy places the organism in Eukaryota, Fungi, Ascomycota, Eurotiomycetes, Eurotiales, Aspergillaceae.
AUGCGGUUCGGAAAGACCCUGAGGAAGGCCGUGUACCCCCCGUGGAAGGGCAAUUAUAUCGACUAUGCGAAGCUGAAGUCCCUACUGCGGGAGCAUGAUGUCAAUGACGAGGGCGAUGAUGGCAGCGACUCCGACAGCUCUCUUUGGACCGAACAAGACGAGGAGGCUUUCGUCCAGGAACUGAUCAACGUGCAACUGGACAAGGUCAAUGCCUUCCAGUCGCAGACCUCGCAGCAGCUCCGAGAACGCACCUCCGCUUGUGAGGCUAAGCUGCGACCGCUCGCCCCGGUCGCCGAUCAGGAUUCUUCCAACGAUGAUCCCGAGAAACGCAGAAUCGCCUCCGAGGUCCUGCAGGAGCUCGACAGCAUUACAAAGGAGGUUAGUGAAUUGGAAAAAUACAGUCGCAUCAACUUUACCGGCUUCCUCAAGGCCGCCAAGAAACAUGACCGCAAGCGCGGCGCUCGAUACCGCGUCAAGCCCCUGCUGCAGGUGCGCCUAUCUGAAUUACCCUUCAAUUCGGAGGACUACUCGCCAUUGGUCCACCGUCUGUCGGUGAUGUACUCCUUUGUGCGUGAAACCCUCAGCCAGGAUGUCCUCCCGUCAAAGGAGCCGGAACGCGGCUUUGGUCGAGAUGUCUAUUCGUCCUACAAGUUCUGGGUGCACGCCGACAACGUCCUCGAGACCAAGACCCACAUCCUGCGCCGCCUCCCAGUCCUCAUCUACAACCCCGGUACCUCCAAGGACGUGCGCACCCUGCCGGAUGACCCCACGAUCACCUCUCUUUACUUCGAUAACCCCCAGUUCGAACUGUACAACCAAAAAGUCGCUCGUGCCUCGGAGGCUGGAUCUCUACGCCUGCGUUGGACUGGUCAGCUGCAAGAUAAACCACCCAUCUUCCUCGAGAAGAAGAUUGUCGCCGAAGAUGAUAGCAGCCGGGAGAUCAAGGUGCAGCUCAAGGAAAAGCACAUCAAGGAGUUCUUGGACAGCGAGUAUCACUUGGACAAAAAGGUCCACCGGAUGGAAGAUAUGAACAAUGGCGAAUCGGCCGAGGCCGAGUCUCUCAAGCAGAAUGUGGAGGAAUUGCAGUCCUUUAUCAAGGAGCACAAUCUUCAACCUAUGCUCCGGGCCAACUACACCCGCACUGCAUUCCAGAUUCCAGGUGAUAACCAUCCCGCUGAAUGGCACCGAACCGAUCUGGACGAUGCCGCCGCAUCUUACCCGUUCAAUGCCGUGAGAACCGGCGAAAUUGUCCGAUUCCCCCACGCUCUUUUGGAAAUCAAGUUGCGUGGUAAAGCCCAUGACUCCGAAUGGAUCAAUGAGCUCAUGUCCUCCCACCUUGUCAAAGAAGCACCUCGCUUUUCCAAGUUCGUCCACGGUGUCGCCCAGCUAUUCGAGGACAACGUCAACAGCUUCCCAUUCUGGCUCGGCGAACUGGAGAAAGAUAUUCGUCGGGACCCGGAAACCGCUUUCCACGAGGAACAAGAACGGCUGGCCAAGCGAGCAGAGGAAGAUAUGGCGGUCGGUAGUUUCCGUGUUGGUGCCGGUAGCCCAAGCACACAUGCGCUCUCAGGAUCCCCCUCCUACCGAUGGACCGAGCCAUCUCGUCGUCGACCUUCUGGGAUGAGUGAGGGCGUCCCUCCAACCAAGCCUCGCCUCUCCGUCAUUGAACCCGAACCUCGCGAGCAACCAGAAGAACCCGCCGAAGAACCCGCCGAGGACUCUCCGAUAUCCGCUCAAAACUUUUCCACACUCCUGCAGUCCUUGACCCACAGGUUCCAGAACUGGUCAGGACAGCAGCAGAGCGAGGUCUUGCCCCCAGGCGUCCGCCACCCGGGCGUCUGGAUCAAGGACGCAGGACCCAUCCGCGUAGAAAGUAAAGUGUGGCUCGCCAACCAGCGAACAUUCAUCAAGUGGCUUCAUGUCAGUAUUCUGCUCUCGACACUGUCUUUGGGUCUGUACAACGCUGCCGGAAAGCACAACCGGAUUGCGCAGGCCUUGGCUAUUGUCUACACAUUCUUUGCCAUUUUUGCCGCUGCUUGGGGCUGGUAUAUGUAUGAGAAGCGCGCUCGACUCAUCCGCCAGCGCAGCGGAAAGGACUUGGAUAACGUGUUUGGACCUCUCGUUGUUUGUGUUGGUCUGGCGAUUGCUCUGGUCUUGAACUUUGCCUUCAAGUAUCAAGCAUUGAUGAACCAAGCCAACCAAGGCCAGCCCCCCGUUUCAGCCCCUGUCACCAACUCUUCUGCUUUUGGUGGUGCUGGUGGUUCGGCAGCCUCAUGGAAGCCGAGCUACAACGCACAGCAGGUCCUGUAA